Messenger RNA from Hippocampus comes (tiger tail seahorse), 680 nucleotides. It is a transcript of the gene ndufb8, whose product is annotated as NADH:ubiquinone oxidoreductase subunit B8. Gene Ontology annotation, biological process: mitochondrial electron transport, NADH to ubiquinone. NCBI's taxonomy places the organism in Eukaryota, Metazoa, Chordata, Actinopteri, Syngnathiformes, Syngnathidae. The transcript has 5 exons. Gene Ontology annotation, cellular component: respiratory chain complex I; mitochondrion. The record is from RefSeq and is a predicted model, not a curated record. The coding region runs from base 46 to 612 and encodes 188 amino acids.
CGCAUGCGCAUUUUCUUCCAUGGCAGUCUGCAUUGAACAAUAAACAUGGCCGUCGUUGGCUUCCGACGGUGGGCUCGAGCUCUUUCAAAGGGGCAAGGGUCCGGAAUUUCAGCUCUUUUUUCUGGAGCUAGGGCAGCAUCUGGUACCUCAAAGGCUGAUCUUCCUGGCGCGUACCCCAAGACUCCAGAAGAGAGAGCUGCGGCAGCAAAGAAGUACAACAUGAGGGUUGAGGACUAUGAGCCCUAUCCAGACAAAGGAGAGGGCUAUGGUGAUUAUCCCAAACUUCCUGACCGAUCCCAGCAUGAGAGGGCCCCCUGGUAUCAAUGGGACCCCCCAGACCUGAGGAGGAAUUGGGGCGAGCCGAUUCACUGGGAUUUUGACAUGUACAUCAGGAACCGCGUGGAUACAUCUCCCACUCCUUUGUCCUGGAAUAGCAUGUGCAAACAGCUGUUUGGCUUCAUUGGCUUCAUGUUGUUCAUGUUCUACCUUGGAGAGAAAUUCCCUUGUUAUCAGCCUGUUGCACCCAAACAGUAUCCCUACAACAACCUGUACUUGGAGAAAGGGGGAGAUCCUAAUAAAGAGCUGGAAGAAGUCAAGAAUUAUGAAAUCUAAAUGAUAUCAUCCUCUUCUCCAUGUAUAUAUAUAUUUCUGUCAAGAAUAAAAACGUCUACCAGCCUUCA